Molecule: messenger RNA, 1875 nt
Organism: Trifolium pratense (red clover)
Lineage: Eukaryota; Viridiplantae; Streptophyta; Magnoliopsida; Fabales; Fabaceae
Product: linamarin synthase 1-like
Exons: 2
Coding region: 136-1623 (495 amino acids)
Molecular function (GO): UDP-glycosyltransferase activity
Source: RefSeq, a predicted model, not a curated record
ACAUAAAAAAUAAAAGGACAAACCCAUCUCAAGACACAAAUAAUAGCCUCACAUAUAUAUCAAUAAUUAGACAUGAAUAUUACCUAAACAUUAUCCUUUUUUAUAUAUAUAUAAACGAGAAGGAAAACUAAAAUCAUGCAACAACCAACAACAAAAAUGGAGUCUAGUAAUCCUCCUCAUACCCAAAAAAAACCACAUGCUGUAUUAGUACCAUUUCCAGCACAAGGUCAUGUGAAUCCCUUCAUGCAUCUAGCCAAACUACUUCGUUGCAAUGGUUUCCACAUAACCUUUGUAAACACUGAAUUCAACCACAAACGUUUGAUUAAAUCUCUUGGAGAAGAUUUUGUGAAGGGUCUCCCAGAUUUUCAAUUUGAGACCAUACCCGAUGGUUUGCCACCAUCGGAUAAAGAUGCGACACAAGAUGUUCCACCCUUGUGUGACGCAACUAGGAAAGAUUGUCAUGCUCCUUUCAAAGAGCUUGUGAAUAAGCUUAACUCUUCAUUACCACAUAUUCCAGUUACUUGCAUAAUUGGUGAUGGCAUAAUGGGAUUUGCUGGAAGAGUCGCAAAGGAAUUGGGUAUUCCGGAGUUACAACUUUGGACACCUUCUAGUGUUUGCUUUGUUGGAUAUUUGCAUUAUGAUGAACUUGUCAAUAGAGGAAUUAUUCCAUUCAAAGAUGAAAGUUUUAUGGUCGAUGGCACCUUAGAUACAAGGUUAGAUUGGAUCUCUGGAAUUAAAGAUAUAAGAUUAAAAGACCUUCCAAGUUUCAUGAGAGUCACCGAUCUAAGUGAUAUUAUGUUUGAUUUCUUGGGCUCUGAGGCAAAAAAUUGUUCAAGGUCAUCAACAAUCAUCAUUAACACAUUUGAAGAAUUGGAAGAUGAAGCCCUCAACUUCCUCAGAGCAAAAAACCAAAACAUAUAUACCAUUGGCCCACUUCACUUGCUUGGUCGGCAUUUUCCUGACAAAGAAAAUGGUUUUAAAUCAAGUGGUUCAAGUUUAUGGAAAAACGACCCAAAAUGCAUAAAAUGGCUGAAUAAGUGGAAACCUAGCUCAGUUUUGUAUAUUAAUUAUGGAAGUAUUGCUGUUAUGACAAAAAAUCACUUGAAAGAAUUUGCUUGGGGAAUAGCAAAUAGCAAGUUACCAUUUUUAUGGAUAAUGAGGCCAGAUGUUGUAAUUGGUGAAGAAACUUCAAAUUUACCGCAAGAGUUUAUAAAUGAAGUUAAGGAUAGAGGAUACAUAACUAGUUGGUGCUCUCAAGACCAAGUGCUUGCUCAUCCAUCCGUCGGAGGAUUCUUAACUCAUUGUGGUUGGAAUUCUACGGUCGAAGCAAUUUCUUCAGGUGUGCCUACUAUUUGUUGGCCAUUCUUUGCUGAUCAACAAACAAAUUGUAGGUAUUUAUGCAACACUUGGGGGAUAGGAUUGGAAAUUAACUAUGAUGUGAAAAGAGAUGAGAUAACAAAACUUGUGAUGAAACUUAUGGAAGGAGAGAAAGGAAAAGAAAUGAGAAAAAAGUGCUUGGAGUGGAAGAAGAAAGCUAUAGAUGCUACUGAUUUGGGAGGAUCAUCAUACAAUAGUUUUCAUAAAUUAAUUAAAGAGAUUCUUCAUCAUCACAAUGGUAUUUAAGCGCUCUUGUUUAUAAUUGGUCUAAUAUCAAAUAAAAGGCUAUAGUGUUCUAUUAUUUUAAAGUUACAAUAUUUUUUAUUUGAGCUUCAAUGUUAUCAUAUUAGACUAUUCUAAAUUUGGUGUUAUCCUCCAUUAGUGUAAGGAGUUUGUACCUUAAUUGUAUUUUUCCUCAUAAUGUUACUAUUGUAGUUACAAAGAGGGAAAUAAAUGAUUUUUUUUUUUAUUAUGAUACUAUAUUGUUCAUUUGAUUAA